Messenger RNA from Hypoxylon trugodes, 1304 nucleotides. RefSeq names its product proliferating cell nuclear antigen. Lineage: Eukaryota; Fungi; Ascomycota; Sordariomycetes; Xylariales; Hypoxylaceae. The record is from RefSeq and is a predicted model, not a curated record. The transcript has 4 exons. Gene Ontology annotation, molecular function: DNA polymerase processivity factor activity; DNA binding. Gene Ontology annotation, cellular component: PCNA complex. The coding region runs from base 221 to 1000 and encodes 259 amino acids. Gene Ontology annotation, biological process: leading strand elongation; mismatch repair; regulation of DNA replication.
CACUAAUUUCUACCCAGAUUCAUACUUUGACAAUAUUCCCAACCACGAACCAAAUUCACACCACCACUUCUUCAUAACAUCCUCGAGAACAAAUUGAAUCAAUAAGAACGAUUUCUCUAUAUCGAGUUCACUUUCUGUCGAUUUACCUUCACUAUCCACCGACGUGUAUUUCCGUCAUUAAUAAAAAUUGUCACCUACUUUUCAUCCGCAAGCCGUCAUCAUGUUAGAAGCACGACUUGAGCAGGCUCAGAUCCUGAAGAAGGUGGUCGAUUCCAUCAAGGAUCUAGUUCAGGACUGCAACUUCGACUGCAAUGACUCGGGCAUUGCUCUACAAGCCAUGGACAACUCCCACGUCGCCCUAGUAUCCAUGAUGCUCAAGGCCGAAGGCUUCUCUCCUUACCGUUGCGACCGUAACAUCGCCCUCGGUGUUAACCUCGUUUCCCUAACGAAAGUCCUACGCGCGGCUCAGAACGAAGAUAUCCUAACUCUCAAGGCGGAAGAUGCUCCAGACUCCCUCAACCUGGUUUUUGAGAGUAGCGAGAAUGACCGUAUUAGCGAAUACGACCUCAAGCUUAUGGAUAUUGACCAAGAGCACCUUGGUAUUCCAGAGACGGAAUACGCUGCGACUAUUUCUAUGCCUUCGGCUGAGUUCCGACGAAUUUGCACCGACUUGAUGGCCAUGUCUGAAUCAGUCACAAUCGAUGCCAGCAAGGACGGUGUCAAGUUCUCCUGCAAUGGUGAUAUCGGAAACGGUGCUGUUACCCUACGGAGCCACCAGAACGUUGAGAAGCCCGAGUUCAACAUCGACAUUGAACUGACAGAGCCUGUCGGUCUAACCUUCUCCCUCAAGUACCUAGUCAACUUCUGCAAGGCCCAGGCUCUAUCCAGCACCGUCAAGAUCUGCUUAUCCAACGAAGUUCCUCUGUUGGUGGAAUACGGCCUGGCUGGUAGCAGUUACCUGAGGUUCUAUCUCGCCCCCAAGAUUGGCGAUGAGGAGUAAAAUAAUCGUAGUGACAAAGGUUAACGAGUUCUAUGAAAUAUACCACGUCGGCAAGAUGGAGGGAACAAAAUAGUGAAUUAGCAAGAGACUUGCUUAUAGGGGGUUUUACCUUGUGAUUCCCGAAAUGGAUACGAAUGCAUGCGGCAUGGAAGACGUUGACAUGGACCUACAUUUACAGGAAUAUGGUCUUUUGACGUCUUGAUUUUAAUGCAGUGCUAGGUACUCCUUGAGCUUCUAUAUAGCUCGUAAUUACGAUAAUUGAGAUAGCUUCCUGAACUUUGAUGCUAAUUUGUUACGACUACAA